AAAUUGGGUUCUCUAAUUUAAGAUAUUUUCGAGAAAAAGUCUGAGAUCUGCAAGAAACGAACUGGCCAUUAUAUUGGCUAUGAACGGCCAGCUAUGGCUGUCAGCGGAGCAGGGAGCGGCCGAUUGAAUUGUCUUAUUGUUUUACCCAGUUGUUCUGAAGGUGUAUCUUCCCAGUCCUUCAUACAAUGUUUUACUUUGACUCAUUCGGCUUUUACUGUACAAUUGGCUACACCAGGAGGCAAAACGCCGGACUUCAUAAACCAGGAUGAGCAAAGUCGACGAUGGUUGAACGAUUUUCGAACAAAACCCUUUGCCGUACCCUUAGCUUUGGAAAUAAUAGACCCCCAUCGUUACUCAUGCCUACUAAUUCCCCAUGCUCCUGGAGCUGCUGUGGAUUUACAUAACAAUAAUGAUUUGGGCACUAUUUUGUUGCAGUUCAUUCAGGAUAAAAAAUUGGUUUGUGCAAUUGGAAUGGGAGUUGCUGGAUUGCUUUCUGCUAAAACACCGGGAGAGACUUGUUGGGGAUUCAAAGCAUACUCUUUGACAGGUUCCUCAGUGUUUGAAUUAGCCAGACGGUCGAAUUUUGCUGAUUUAGCAGUACUCCCUGAAGAUGCUAUUAGGGAUGCUGGGGGACAAUUCAGUGCUUCCGAACCCGAUGCUGUUCAUGUUGUAGUUGAUAGACACCUUGUAACUGGCCAGAAUGAAGCCUCAACGUUAACUGCAGUACAAAAUCUUGUCUUGUUGUCAAACCAAAGAACAUUAGAACAAUCAAGAAUACUAGUUUUGCUUGGACUGGAGAACUUGACUGCUCUGCUGCUAAGUGGUGAGGAGUCAAUAAUCACUUCGAGACGCAUAGCUGACGUAUAGUACUUACAGCAAGAAAUCGUGUGUUCUGGAAUAGUAGUGCAGUAUGACAGCGUUACCACGGAGGAUAAUCAAGGAAACGCAGCGAUUGAUGCAGGAACCGGUACCUGGAAUAAGUGCCGUACCCGAUGACAGCAAUGCACGUUACUUUCAUGUAAUCGUAACAGGACCGGAAGAUUCGCCUUUUGAGGGAGGAUUGUUUAAGCUGGAGCUUUUUCUACCUGAAGAUUAUCCUAUGUCAGCACCGAAAGUUCGGUUCAUCACUAAAAUUUAUCAUCCUAACAUUGACAGACUUGGCCGUAUAUGCUUGGACAUUCUGAAGGAUAAGUGGAGUCCAGCUCUUCAAAUCCGAACGGUGCUCCUUUCUAUUCAGGCUCUACUUAGUGCUCCUAAUCCAGAUGAUCCAUUGGCAAAUGAUGUGGCUGAACUAUGGAAAGUAAAUGAAGCUGAAGCAAUUCGGAAUGCAAAAGAGUGGACCCGAAGAUAUGCAAUGGACAAUUGAUGUGAGAGUUAUGAUGAUAAGUCUUAUCUAGGGCCCUGUAUGGGUUAACUUUUAUAUUGUCGUAUAUUCUGAGUAAGUCUGCUCAACAGUUAUUUUUAAAAUCAAUAAAAAAUUUGCUAUGCUACAAAUUUGCUGGUAGCGGUUACUGCUGUUAGCUUAGCCUUUUUUUCCUGUUGGGGGUAUUAAUCCAUACAGGGCUCUUGAUGCAUGAAGCAAGAAUGAAUUGUUCAGCAUAUCUUCAUCUCUAUAUGAUUUGUCAGUUGCAACUGUUGGAUUCACUUAAUACAUAAGUGAAUGCAUUUGCCAAAUUAGUAUUUUAUGGUGAUUUAUUGAAGAAAUGAGUUUUAAUGGUACACAGCACUGACAUUUGCAACUGAAAUCCUACUUCCAGAGAAUAUUAAAUAUUGUCCAGUGGCAAACUAAAAACAAUUUUAUCCUACUUUUCUUUGUCUUUAGGGGAGUUUAUUGGGUAAGCGUUGAUAAUUUAAUGUGAGAGUUUUUGAUUUCUUUAAGUCUUGUGCCAACUGAACGAUGUGCAAUUGUGUUGAUGCAAUCAUUUUAUCUUGUAGCUGCAUUGUUCCUUUUGGGUGAAGUGAAUUUAUUGUUCUGAGAUAUUCCUUUUUAUUAUAUUUUGGUUCAUCACUUUUUGAGUGAUCCAGCUGCUCAUUUAUCAUACUUAGCCAUCUUACCAGCUUUGCAGAAGGUGGCAUGGCCUGCAGCACUCGUUUAGUGGCAAAUAUUGCACAAGAAUGCAGAUUUGAUGAUGCUCAAUGUGUGCAUGUGUGUCUAGAUAUCUCAUGAUCACUCAGGCUCGAUUGUUUUCCUUGAUGAAUUACUGGAAAACAAUCAUUUUAGCCCUUAUGGUGUUGCACGUAUUAAGAACAUAAAGGGUAUGUUUAUUUUUCAGCCAUAAAUGUUCAUUUUCAUGUCCAUUAUUAUUAUUUUUAUUAUUUAUUAUCAAGAGUAAGAGACCUCUCUUGUUAUUGCAGCAGAAAUUGCAAGCAGUAAUGCUGUAUAAAUGAUAUUGUAAUAGGCUGGUUUAAUUGUUACACUUAUAUAUGAAAUGUGCCUCAUUCUUCAUUAUAUUGUAAAGCUCUUAAUUUGAAAUAAACUAGCCUCAGUAAGUUCAAUUUGUUUGAGUAUGUUGUAUUAAGUGGUAUGUUUGUGGAAAGUGUGAAGAGCAAAACUACAGCCAGUGAUAUAUAUUCAUAUAUCCUUCAUUCAUCCUCUUUCCACUUAUAAAGAUCACUGUUUAAUACAUAAUGAACAUGAAUGACUAAACUCAAUGUCAUAAGAUGUGGUGUAGAAUGAAUGUUUUAAUAAUUUUGCUGUUAAUUAAAAGUUCAAAAAUUGAUUGUCAAAUUAUUCUAGCAUUAAUUUUCAAUUAGGUUUUUAAUGUUUAGACAGUGAUCUUGAUGUAAUGUCAGAAUAAUGGUCGCAGUGUACAUAAGAACUUUAAUUAAUAAUGUGCAAUUUCUACCUUCUCGAUUCCACAUCACUAAAUAAAAAAAUUGUAAAGCUGGUUACUUGAUUCAUUGUUUAAAGUGUUUAUUGAAAUGAGACUUGUCAAACAUAUAUAAAGCAUACAACUUGAAAGAAUUCACCUAAUGCAGCCGAAAACCAUGUAAUAUAAAAUGUGUAGUAAAAUAAAAUGUAAUUGGUAAAUUCACAAUUAAUAAAAAUUUUAAAAUUGAUUCUCAUGAAUUACUAAAGGGCACUUUGUCAGGUGAACUUUUCUAUAUGCCUUUGUUCCAGUUAUUAUUGUUCCUGAGAGUUCUUAAAGU
Molecule: messenger RNA, 3150 nt
Organism: Gryllus bimaculatus (two-spotted cricket)
Lineage: Eukaryota; Metazoa; Arthropoda; Insecta; Orthoptera; Gryllidae
Source: the annotation of a GenBank genome assembly